This is a messenger RNA of Oncorhynchus nerka (sockeye salmon), 1038 nucleotides long. RefSeq names its product melanoma antigen recognized by T-cells 1-like. The record is from RefSeq and is a predicted model, not a curated record. Gene Ontology annotation, cellular component: melanosome. Bases 185 to 514 code for a protein of 109 amino acids. NCBI's taxonomy places the organism in Eukaryota, Metazoa, Chordata, Actinopteri, Salmoniformes, Salmonidae. The transcript has 5 exons.
CAUAGUUCUAACCCUUUCUCAAGUCAGAGAUUUAAGUUUUUAAAAAGUGAGACUGAGAACUUUGGGAAACAGUGUUGGGAAGCAAUUUAGAAGGAUCGGACCCUUUCACAAUCUACGUAACUAUCCACUUUAGUUUAUAGCCCAACGGUAUUCCUCAGGUGUAGUCACUGGAUGGUUCAAAGAGAUGCCUCGCGGUGACUUCAAUGUUUAUUUUGCAAGCAGAGGACCCCAUGUCAGGACCGAAGAGGCAGCAGGCAUAGCUCUGUUGGUCUUCAUACUUGCAGCCCUUCUCAUCCUCGGAUGCUGGUAUUUUAGGAGGAGAUGUGGGUACAAAAUGAUUCGGAGCCCAAGAUCAGGGUCCCUGCCAAGAUUCAGUGGAGGACAGUUCAACGAGGGAGGAGCCACAGCAGAAAACAAGAUGGGCCUCAGUGACCUCCGACCUUUGGUUCCCAAUGCCCCUCCUGCAUAUGAGACGAUAUCAUCAGGACCCCUACCUCCUCCCUACUCCCCCUAAUAACAACAGUCCUCUGUGGAUAACCAAAAAGAUGAAAACUAUGAACUUAAUGUGUUGUCUUAUUUAAACUCUAUAUCAAUGAAGAAAAAGCCUUUGAUGAAAAUAUUAUUAGCAGUCUAUAUUUACAAUUACACAAUUUACCAUAUUUUACACGUUUUUUUACUAUCUUGUAUUUUUUUUUUUAUGUGUUUCUCCAAAACUUGUUUUGUGUGUUAUGUGUUCCUCAAGGUUAUAUUUCUGAAGGUUGCUCAGCAAACAAGACCCUUCUAUCAAUACUUGAAUAACAGUAUAUUAAUCGAUUACAACAAAGUCGUACUUAGGAAAUUGCUUGUUCAUUUAAGAUAACCAACGUAAAAAAUAAAAAAAAGUAUGUCUGCAAUUGAGAAUCCAUAGUAAUUUAAAGACAAUAACUUGGGCUUGAUCGUUGUUAUUUCAACAUGUACUUAUGAAGGGAUUUCAAAAGGAUGGAAUGGUUAUCCCCUAUAAAAUCCUGCACACACAUUUCAAUAAAAAUAUAAAGUUUA